This is a messenger RNA of Hibiscus syriacus, 912 nucleotides long. RefSeq lists its product as uncharacterized. Bases 174 to 707 code for a protein of 177 amino acids. The record is from RefSeq and is a predicted model, not a curated record. The transcript has 4 exons. Lineage: Eukaryota; Viridiplantae; Streptophyta; Magnoliopsida; Malvales; Malvaceae.
CCUAAUUUUUCUGUUCCAUUUCUUUCUCUCUUUUUUCCCCCUCUGAGUUUUUCAAUUUUUUAUAUCGUUCCUUGUUCAUGCUUACUACCUACUCCGAGAGUUCUUCAAAGCUGCUGUACAGUUAAAUCAAAGGGAUAUCGAUUGUUAAUAGCUAAAAAAGUACCAAAAAAACGAUGCAGCAGUGUGCGAUCCAACAAAGCGCAACUGGAAGCAGCCGUGAGGAUUUGCAGAGUUCCUUUCCGGUUCCCGUUAUGGUUACGGAUCGGAGAGAGACAAUGGUCUGCCCGAAACCACGUCGUUUGGGUCUUUUAAACACUUCUUUCAACGACCACCCAAUUAGGUCCCUCAGAUGGCAAAUUAGCCAUCAAACAGAGCUUUGUGAUUCCAAAGCAGGGAGUGGUAUUCUGGAUAUGAUUCUUACAAAGGGUGGUUGUAGAGUGGAAGAGGUAGAGUCACCGCCUCCAUUUUUUUGUGGAUCGCCUCCGAGUAGAGUAGCUAACCCAUUAAUACAAGACGCUCGAUUUGGGGAUGAGGUCAUCGCCCCACCGUCACCUACGUCCGGCUUUCCCUCGUCGUCUCCGCCAUCAUCUUCAAGGAAAGGAGGCUGCGUUCGAGCAAAUUUCGGUAACAAACCGGCCGUGAGAGUCGAGGGGUUCGAUUGCCUCAACAAGGAUCGGCGAAAUUGCAGCAUCCCAGCGCUGGCUUAGAAGAAACCAUCUCAAACAACUAGGGGUACAUAGAACGAAUAGAGAAUUUUGAAGGUACUUUUGAGUGACUAAAAAGAUGAGGAAAGAAACCGUAAAGGCAAAGGACCAUGUAAACAUGUGGUUAAAGAAAAGGGGUUUUUGGCAUCUGAUCAAAACGAUGACGUAUUGUAAGUAUAUUAGUUUCUUCAAAAGAAAAGAAAUUUGU